Sesamum indicum (sesame) is the source of this 2410-nucleotide messenger RNA. It is a transcript of the gene OPS, whose product is annotated as LOW protein: UPF0503-like protein, putative (DUF740). NCBI's taxonomy places the organism in Eukaryota, Viridiplantae, Streptophyta, Magnoliopsida, Lamiales, Pedaliaceae. Gene Ontology annotation, cellular component: plasma membrane. The record is from RefSeq and is a predicted model, not a curated record.
UCCUCCUCCUUCCUUUCCUUCUUUAUUUCUCUCUCUCUCUCUCUCUCACAUCCGUUUCUAUUUUUUCAACACUCACUCACCCGCCCGUUCACCACACAGUCAGUCACACACCAAUUCUCUCUCUUUUUCCUCUCUCACACAUACACACACUACAUAAGAGAACACAGCACUGAAGCUGAAGCACACACGCAUUCUGUAACGCAAUGUUGUCUCUCUAGUUACUAACAUGACCGGGUGGCGAACUUACUCCCCACGGUUAUGAAUACCAACUCUGCAGACUGCGGCGCCGAUCGCCACCCUAAUGAGCACUUCACUGGCUUCUGUCCCUCUUGCCUCUGCGAGCGCCUCCACACUCUAGACUCCUCCUCCAACACUCCCUCCUCUUCCCCCCCCCCCUCCUCCGCCUCCGCUGCCGCCGCCGCCGCCAUCAAAUCCCUCUUCUCCUCUACCUCUAAAUCUAACAAUUUUCCUCCGCCUCCCCCUCUCCCUAAACCUUCAAAACCGUCUUCAUUUUUUCCCGAACUACGUCGAACAAAGUCAUUUUCUGCUUCCAAGAACGAAGCUUUAGGCCUAUCCUUUGAGCCCCAAAGGAAAUCUUGUGACGUUAGGGUCAGAAGUACUCUUUGGUCGCUCUUUACACUCGACAGCGAGAGUAAAAGUGUUGCUGAUAACAAUAAACCCGCUUCUGCUUCCGCUGCUUCAUCUUCCUCUCAUCAAAAUCUCCAGAACAGCAAAAAAGUUGAAUCUUGUUUUCCAAAUAAGCCCGUUUUUGAGGAAGAGGAAAAUGAGGAGGAUUUUAAAGACCCUGAAAAUAUAGAGGAUGUUGCUUUCGUGGAUGAUGAUGGUGAUGAGGAUGGAGAUGAAAUUAGGCCUGUGCGCGAUUCGCAUUUGGAGGGUUUGAGAAACGUGGUUGUAGAUGUGAAUAGCGGUAAGAUUGUGGAAGAAGAGGUGGUUCUUCCUAGUAAUUUGAAACCUAUGAAGGAUCAUAUACUUGAUACUCAGGAAAAGAAGAGUUCAGGAGGGGGAUUUUGGGGAGCAGCAUCGGUUUUUAGCAAGAAAUGGCAUAACUGGAGGCGGAAACAGAAGAUUAAGAAGCAGAAUAAUGGCGAAAACUUAGCUACAUUGCCUGUGGAGAAGCCAAUAUCUAGGCAAUAUAGGGAGACUCAGUCCGAAAUUGCUGAUUAUGGGUUUGGGAGGAGGUCUUGUGACACUGAUCCCAGGUUUUCGCUUGAUGCUGGAAGAAUCAGCUUGGAUGAUCCAAGAUAUUCUUUUGAUGAGCCUCGGGCUUCUUGGGAUGGUUAUUUGAUAGGGAGGAGUUUUCCCAGAAUGGCACCUAUGGUUUCUGUAUUGGAGGACGCCCCAGCUGUGCAUGUAUCACGCUCUGAUAUGCAAAUUCCAGUCGAGGAACCAACAAUGAAAUCCAACAAUGAGGAGGAAGGUGUGCCUGGGGGGUCAGCGCAAACUAGGGAGUACUACUUAGAUUCUUCUUCUUCAAGGAGGAGGAAGAGUCUUGAUAGGUCUAGUUCAAUUAGGAAGACCGCUGCUGCAGUGGUUGCUGAGAUUGAUGAACUGAAGGUGGUGUCUAAUGCUAAGGUUUCGCCGACCACCACGGAUUACUUACACGGAGCGAAAUUUUUGGCGGAAAGAGACUCGAGGGACUCAAAUUCAAACUCUUUAAGAGAUGAUCUUUCUGAAACGUUUGAGUUGAGUGGUGGAUUUCGGGAUAGUAUCAAUUCUGUGAUAGGGAAUGGGGACAGAAAGGAGUCGAAAAAGUCUAGAAGGUGGAGUUCAAAAAUAUGGGGUUUCAUACACCGGCGUAAUGGUGGGAAUAAGGAUGAGGAUGAAGAGGAGAAAUACAGUAGAGCAAAUGGGGUGGAGAGAUCACUAUCUGAGUCUUGGCAGGACCUGAGGAGGGAAGGGAAUGGAGAUGUGAGAGGUGGCUUUAACAGAAAUAUGUUUCGAAGCAACAGUAGCGUGAGCUGGAGAAAUGCCAAUCACAUUGGGGGCUCAUUUGCGAGUAUGAGGAAAUCAGCUGUGGAAAUGAAUGGACAUGGGAAGAAGAGGAAUGAGUUUGUGUUGGAGAAGAAUCGGAGCGCAAGGUAUUCUCCCAACCAUUUGGAUAAUGGACUUCUCCGAUUCUACUUGACACCUAUGAGAAGCAGCCGGAGAGGGGGAUUGGCUAAAGUCAAGCCCAAUACCUCACACUCAAUUGCAAGAAGUGUACUGCGGCUGUACUGAGAUUCAAGGUCCUCUUGUUGUUGUUCUGAUUUUCUGUUAAGAGACUUGCUGCAUUUGUUGUGUAAUCACAUAAGCCAAUCGGGUUCUUGUUGUUUGCCAUGCAUUUUGAAUCUUUGAUCAGAAUACUAUUUUAGUAUUUUUAAUAAUGAGAAAAUUCCCAUGUUUCUUUGUC